GCCAUGAGCCAGUCAGGGUCCGUGAGCUGCUGCCCGGGUGCUGCGAAUGGCAGCCUGGGCCGGUCUGAUGGGGUGGCCAAGAUGAGCGCCAAGGACCUGUUUGAGCAGAGGAAGAAGUACUCCAACUCCAAUGUCAUCAUGCACGAGACCUCACAGUACCAUGUCCAGCACCUGGCCACGUUCAUCAUGGACAAGAGUGAGGCCAUUGUCUCCGUGGACGAUGCCAUCCGAAAGCUAGUGCACCUGAGCUCCAAGGAGAAGAUCUGGAUGCAGGAGAUGCUGCUGCAGGUCAACGACCAGGCACUGCGGCUGCUGGACAUGGAGUCCCAGGAGGAGCUGGAGAACUUCCCGCUGCCCACCGUGCAGCACUGCCAGACGGUGCUGAACCAGCUUCGCUACCCGUCGGUGCUGCUGCUCGUGUGCCAGGACUCGGAGCAGAGCAAGCCCGACAUCCACUUCUUCUACUGCGACGAGGUCGAGGCGGAGCUGGUGCACGAGGACAUCGAGAGCGCGCUCGCCGACUGCCGGCUCGGGAAGAAGAUGCGGCCGCAGACCCUCAAGCCCCCUCCCCGCCCCUGUCCCUGGGCCAAGCUGCAGAAGCACAUCCAGAACCCCAGCGCGGCCGAGCUCGUACACUUCCUGUUCGGACCUCUGGACCUGAUCGUCAGCACCUGUGGCAGCCCGGACAUUGCGCGCUCGGUCACCAGUCCCCUGCUGUCCCGCGAAGCGGUGGGCUUUCUGCGCGGCCACCUGGUCCCUAAGGAGAUGGCGUUGUGGGAGACGCUGGGCGAGGCCUGGACACGCCCCCGGGCCGAGUGGCCUCGGGAGUCACAGGUGUUCCUGUACGUGCCCAAGUUCCACAGCGGCUGGGAGCCGCCCCUGGAUGUGCUUCAGGAGGCUCCCUGGGAGGUGGAGGGGCUGGCAGCUGCCCCCAAUGACGAGUCGACUCCAGGGCGCCGACUGUCCUUUCGAAACACUGCGAAGCACAGCUUGACAUCUGAGCCCACACCCCCGGGAGAUGUCUUCCCACCAGCUGGCUCCCCCCAUGCUCACAGGGGCUACAAUCCCACUCGCACCAUGGGCAAGUACGUCAAGAUCCUCUACGACUUCACAGCCCGGAACGCCAACGAGCUGUCUGUGCUCAAGGAUGAGGUCCUGGAGGUGCUGGAGGACGGCCGGCAGUGGUGGAAGCUACGUAACCGCAGUGGGCAGGCAGGCUACGUGCCCUGUAACAUCCUGAACGAGAUUCGGCCCGAGGAGGUGGGCAGCUACCUCGAUCAGGCCAGUCUGAAAUACUGGGGACCUGCCAGCCCCACUCACAAGCUGCCUGCAAACUUCGCUGGGAACAAAGAAGAGCUGAUCCACCAAAUGGACGAGGUCAAUGACGAGCUCAUCAAGAAGAUCAGCAACAUCAAGGUGCAGCCGCAGCGCCACUUCCGCGUAGAGCGCAGCCAGCCUGUGAACCUGCCACUCACCUUCGAGUCUGGCCCCGACGAGGUCCGCGCCUGGCUGGAAGCCAAGGCCUUCAGCCCUCGGACCGUGGACCACCUGGGUAUCCUGACGGCCCUCCAGCUCUUCUCACUCAACAAGGAGGAGCUGAAGAAGGUGUGCGGUGAGGAGGGCACCCGCGUGUAUAGCCAGCUGACAGUGCAGAAGGCCUCCCUAGAGAAGCAGCAAGGUGGGUCGGAGCUGGAGGAACUCAUGAACAAGUUUCAUUCCAAGAACCAGAGGAGGAUGGAGGACAGCUAG
This is a messenger RNA of Trichechus manatus latirostris (Florida manatee), 1749 nucleotides long. It is a transcript of the gene EPS8L2, whose product is annotated as EPS8 signaling adaptor L2. Gene Ontology annotation, molecular function: actin binding. The record is from RefSeq and is a predicted model, not a curated record. The coding region runs from base 4 to 1749 and encodes 581 amino acids. Gene Ontology annotation, biological process: regulation of Rho protein signal transduction; positive regulation of ruffle assembly; Rho protein signal transduction. The transcript has 17 exons. Gene Ontology annotation, cellular component: vesicle; plasma membrane; ruffle membrane. Lineage: Eukaryota; Metazoa; Chordata; Mammalia; Sirenia; Trichechidae.